AUGUCCCUCCUCCGCAGAACCUUCUGCCCUCUUCCUCUUCUCUUCCACACCCUCUAUUCUCUUAAACCCUCUUUCCUCCCUAAACCCCUAAACCCCAAAAAACCCGCCUCCUUUCCCUCCGCCUCAUUUUCCGCCUCCCCAACUCCAACUCCUCCUCAAACCCUCACUCCCAUCCCCAACCCCCCAUCUCCUCCCCUCCUGUGGGUCCCCCGCACCGUCCUCUGCGGAGAACUCUCCGCCGAUGACGUCGGCAAGCGCGUCACCCUCUGCGGCUGGGUCGCCCUCCACCGCGUCCACGGCGGCCUCACUUUCCUCAACCUCAGGGACCACUCCGGCUCCGUCCAGGUCACCACUCUCCCCGACUCUUUCCCCGAGGCGCAUUCCGCCGUCAACGACCUCAGGCUCGAGUACGUCGUCGCCGUUGAAGGCCGAGUCCGGUCUAGGCCCGCCGACUCCGUCAAUCAGAAAAUGAAAACCGGCGAAAUUGAGAUUGCGGCGGAGAAUGUUCAAGUGUUGAAUGCAGUGAGGGCAAAGCUGCCGUUUUUAGUUACUACUGCGGAGGAUGCAAAGGAUUUGAUGAAGGAGGAGAUACGGUUGAGGUACCGGUGUCUUGACUUGCGCCGGCCGCAAAUGCAAUCCAACAUAAUGCUGCGGCAUAAGGUGGUGAAACUGAUGAGAAGGUAUCUGGAGGAUGUACAUGAUUUUGUGGAGAUUGAGACUCCAAUACUCUCUAGAUCGACACCCGAAGGAGCCCGAGAUUAUUUAGUUCCAUCGAGAGUUCAGCCAGGAACAUUUUAUGCUUUGCCUCAAAGUCCGCAACUGUUCAAGCAAAUGUUGAUGGUUUCUGGUUUUGAUAAGUAUUAUCAGAUAGCAAGAUGUUUUCGGGAUGAAGAUUUAAGAGCUGAUAGGCAGCCCGAGUUUACACAGCUUGAUAUGGAGCUUGCUUUUACUCCCUUAGAGGACAUGCUGAAGCUUAACGAAGAUUUGAUUAGAAAGGUUUUUUUAGAGAUCAAAGGUGUAGAUCUCCCAAACCCUUUUCCUAGGCUUACAUAUGCUGAAGCAAUUAGUCGUUAUGGUUCGGACAGGCCAGAUAUUAGAUUUGAUCUUGAGUUGAAAGAUGUAUCUGAUAUUUUCUCAGAUUCCACAUUCAGGGUUUUUGCUGAUACUUUGGGAAGUGGAGGAAUCAUAAAAGUUUUAUGUGUACCUUCUGGUGCUAAAAGAUAUUCAAACACAGCUCUAAAGAAGGGAGAUAUUUAUAAUCAAGCAAUCAAGUCUGGAGCGAAGGGCUUGCCUUUCCUGAAGGUCUUAGAUGAUGGUGGAAUUGAGGGAAUUCCUGCAUUAACAUCUAGUUUGGAUCAAACAAAGAUAGAGCAAUUUCUGAGUCGUUGCUCUGCCAAGCCAGGGGAUCUGAUCUUGUUUGCAGUUGGUCAUCAGACAUCAGUUAAUAAAACCCUAGAUCGAUUACGGGUCUUUGUUGCACACGAGCUUGAUUUGAUUGAUGAUUCCAGGCAUUCAAUUCUGUGGGUGACUGAUUUCCCAAUGUUUGAAUGGAAUGACUUAGAGCAAAGGUUUGAGGCCUUGCACCACCCCUUCACUGCCCCAAAUCCUGAAGACAUAAAUGAUCUUUCUUCUGCUCGUGCUAUAGCAUAUGACAUGGUUUACAAUGGAGUUGAGAUUGGUGGCGGAAGUCUGAGAAUUUAUAAACGUGAGGUGCAGCAAAAGGUUUUGGAAAUCGUUGGCAUCUCCCCUGAAGAGGCUGAAGCGAAGUUUGGCUAUCUUCUUGAGGCACUAGACAUGGGUGCCCCUCCACAUGGGGGAAUUGCCUAUGGUUUGGAUAGAUUGGUCAUGUUGCUGGCUGGUGCUAGUUCCAUUAGGGAUGUCAUAGCUUUCCCAAAAACUACAACUGCACAAUGUGCUCUUACCAGAUCGCCGUCUGAGGUGGAUCCCCAGCAGCUACAGGAUUUGUCAUUGCAGACUCGUUAGAAGACUGAACUCUUCAAUUAUCAGAUGAAACUCACUUUUGAUGGUCGGUACUAGUAUUGUCCAGUCUUUCCUUUUUGAUGCGUCAUAGCUACGGAAACCGUACCAAGUUAGCAUCUGUAGUACUUUUUGUACCUAAUGAUCGAGAUCCUCACAAGCUCACUUGUAACCAUACCAUAUUUUAACGAAGCAAAACUCAAUAUUUUUUUGUGUGAUGAAGAAUAAUAGAGUUGUCUGAUAAAA
Fragaria vesca subsp. vesca is the source of this 2223-nucleotide messenger RNA. RefSeq names its product aspartate--tRNA ligase-like. Gene Ontology annotation, biological process: aspartyl-tRNA aminoacylation. The transcript is spliced from 14 exons. Lineage: Eukaryota; Viridiplantae; Streptophyta; Magnoliopsida; Rosales; Rosaceae. Gene Ontology annotation, cellular component: cytoplasm. The record is from RefSeq and is a predicted model, not a curated record. Bases 1 to 1983 code for a protein of 660 amino acids. Gene Ontology annotation, molecular function: ATP binding; aspartate-tRNA ligase activity; nucleic acid binding.